This is a messenger RNA of Physeter macrocephalus (sperm whale), 4738 nucleotides long. RefSeq names its product exonuclease 1 (gene EXO1). The record is from RefSeq and is a predicted model, not a curated record. Gene Ontology annotation, biological process: mismatch repair; DNA recombination. NCBI's taxonomy places the organism in Eukaryota, Metazoa, Chordata, Mammalia, Artiodactyla, Physeteridae. Gene Ontology annotation, cellular component: nucleus. Bases 414 to 2921 code for a protein of 835 amino acids. The transcript has 15 exons. Gene Ontology annotation, molecular function: DNA binding; 5'-3' DNA exonuclease activity; 5'-flap endonuclease activity.
GUCGGGCUGGCAGUGCACAGCUGCGUCCCUGCGCCCCUGCCCCUUGAGUUCCCCGCAGCCCUCUAGCGUGCUCCGGCCCAGGCGAGUGGGGGCCGUGGGGAUAGGCUUCUGAGCCCUCACCGGGCUGCCCUCGGACGGACGGCGGGGGACCUACCCGGGAAGCGAGCAGAGCGGGCUGUGCAGGGCGCGCGGCCAAAGGAACGUGUCUCCUGGAAAGGGCUUGUGGGCCGCCCUGCCAAUCCCUGUGAGACGGGAUGGAGCGGUGACAUUGUGCUGUCACUACUACAUGGUGCUGCGGGCGGUCUCCUGAGGAUGCUUUGUGCCUAAGGCGCCCCAUCGUUCUCAUUGUGCUGAAGAGGAAACAUUUAUUCGAGAAUAUUUACCUAACUUAGAAAAAAAUUUAACUUGGCACUAUGGGGAUACAAGGAUUACUGCAAUUUAUCAAAGAAGCUUCUGAACCUAUCCACAUGAGGAAGUAUAAAGGGAAGGUAGUAGCUGUGGAUACAUACUGCUGGCUUCACAAAGGAGCUGUUGCUUGUGCUGAAAAACUAGCCAAAGGUGAACCUACCGAUAAGUAUGUAGGAUUUUGUAUGAAAUUUGUAAAUAUGUUACUAUCUCAUGGGAUCAAGCCUAUCCUGGUAUUUGAUGGAUGUACUUUACCUUCUAAAAAGGAAGUGGAGAAGUCUAGAAGAGAAAGAAGACAAGCCAAUCUUCUUAAGGGAAAGCAGCUUCUCCGUGAGGGGAAGGUCUCAGAAGCCAGAGAAUGUUUCACCCGUUCUAUCAAUAUCACACAUGCUAUGGCCCACAACGUAAUUAAGGCUGCUCGGUCUCAGGGAGUAGAUUGUCUAGUGGCUCCAUAUGAAGCAGAUGCACAGUUGGCCUAUCUUAACAAGGCUGGUAUUGUACAAGCUGUAAUUACAGAAGACUCUGAUCUCCUCGCUUUUGGCUGUAAAAAGGUUAUUUUAAAAAUGGACCAGUUUGGAAAUGGACUAGAAGUUGAUCAGGCUCGGCUAGGAAUGUGCAAACAGCUUGGGGAUGUGUUCACAGAAGAGAAGUUCCGUUAUAUGUGCAUUCUUUCAGGCUGUGACUAUCUCUCAUCGCUGCGUGGGAUUGGAUUAGCCAAGGCCUGCAAAGCACUAAGACUAGCCAACAAUCCAGAUAUUUUAAAGGUUAUCAGGAAAAUUGGACAUUAUCUCAAGAUGAAUAUAACAGUACCAGAAGAUUACAUCAAAGGAUUUAUUCGGGCCAAUAAUACCUUCCUCUAUCAGCUAGUUUUUGAUCCCAUCAAAAGGAAACUCAUCCCUUUGAAUGCCUAUGAAGAUGACAUUGAUCCUGAAACACUAAGCUAUGCUGGGCGAUAUGUUGAUGAUUCUAUAGCUCUUCAGAUAGCACUUGGAAAUAAAGAUAUAAAUACUUUCGAACAGAUUGAUGACUACAAUCCAGACACUGCCGUGCCUGCCCAAUCAAGAAGUCAUAGUUGGACUGACAAAACUUGUCAAAAGUCAUCUAAUAUUAAUAGCAUUUGGCAUAGGAACUAUUGCCCUAGACUUGAGCUGGACAUUGUUUCAGAUGCUACAAAGGUGAAGGAAAAUCCAAGUACUGUGGGCAUUGAACUAGUGAUUAGUACUAAAGGGUUAAAUCUUCCAAGGAAGUCAUCCAUUGCAAAAAGACCAAGAAGUGAGGAGCUAUCAGAAGAUGAUCUAUUGGGUCAGUAUUCUACUUCCUUUACAAAGAAGAUCAAGAAAAAUAGUUGUGAAAGUAAUAAAUUAUUGAACUCUUCUGAAUGGUUUAUGCCUGACCUGGUAGAUGGAACUACUAUUAAAAAAAGCUUAAGCACACCUCCUAGGACAAGAAACAAAUUUGCAACAUUUUUACAGAGAAAAAAUGAAGAAAGUGGUGCAGUUGUGGUUCCAGGAACCAGAAGCAGGUUUUUUUCCAAUUCUCUGGGUUCUGCUGACUGUAUAUCAAAGAAAGCAAGCAGCCAGUCUCUAGAUGAAACUGCUGUCACAGAUAAAGAAACCAAUGUAAAUGAAUCAGAUUGUCUAGAUGGCAAGAAGUUGUUAGAUAUCAGUGUAGCACAUAAUUCAAGUGAGCAUAUUCCAGAUGAUGUGACUGUGAUUGCUGAAGGGUCUCAGUCUUUUAAGACCAGCAGAUUCACGAGGACCAUUUCACCACCCACCUUGGGUACACUAAGAAGUUGUUUCAGUUGGUCUGGAAGUCUUGGAGAUUUUUCAAGGACACCAAGCCCCUCUCCAAGCACAGCAUUGCAGCAGUUCCUUAGAAAGAGUGAUUCUCCCAUCUGUCUGCCUGAGAAUAAUGAGCCGUCUGAUGUAUCUCAGUUAAAGAGUGAUGAGUCAAGUGAUGAAUCUCAUCCCUUACAUGAAGUGGAUUGGUCUUCACAGUCUCAGGAAAGCAUGGACUUAUCACCACACAAUUUAAAUGCAUCAAAACUUUCUCAGCCUUCUAGUAAGGAUUCAGAUUCAGAGGAAUCUGAUUGCAAUUUUAAGUCACUUGAUAAUCAAGGUAAUCAGAAAUCCAAGCUACACUUAUUUCAUUUUUCGAAAAACGACACGCUUCUAAGGAACAAGGUUCCUGGGCUGUAUAAAUCUAGUUCUGUGGACAAUCUUUCUACAACCAAGAUCAAACCUUUAAUACCUGCCAGAGUCAGUGGGCUGAGCAAGAAGCCAUCAAGCAUCCAUAAGAGAAAUCAUCAUAAUGCCGAGAACAAGCCAGGAUUGCAGAUAAAAAUCAAUGAACUCUGGAAAAAUUUUGUAUUUAAAAAAGAUUCUGAAAAGCUUCCUUCUUGUAAGAAGCCAGAUCCCCUGUCUCCAGUCAAAGAUAACAUCCAACUAACUCCAGAAGAAGAGGAUAUAUUUAACAAUUCUGACUGUAUGCAUGUUCAGAGAGCAAUAUUCCAAUAAACACAGGCAGCUGGGAGGCUGUUGCCUACAAGAGAAUCUCUGUCAAUUUCAUGUCCUGUUUGAGAAUGAAGCAGUUAUCAGUAUGAAAGAUUUGUUCUUAGAUCUAUGCUAUUUAUUUUUAAAUAGAGUACAUUUUGUAUAUUAACUAUGUAACUGUUUUUGUUCAGCUUUUUAUAUUUUCAUAAGCUAACUAGAGAAAUAAUUUUGGUUUUGACAGGUUUUCGAAGUUUUAAUGUUAAUUGAGCAAGUCCCUUGGAACUUAAAAAAAUCUGCUCUAAAGAUUUCUGUAAUGUUGUCAAGUACAAGGACGGUAAAUGGAAAACCACAAUUCUGUGGUCAUUUUAUACUAGAGGAAAUUACUGUGUUUCUUUGAGCUAUAGUGUUUUCACCUGCCUUUCCUGUCUGUCUUUCAGGGUUGAAUUGGAAAUGCAGUUGCUGGGAUGGGAGGGGUAGUUGGAAGGGUUAAAGAUCAUUGCAUAAAUGGGGCAGUGCUCUGUUUUCCCUGAAGAGUUUGGUUGGGUUACAGAUUGACAGUAAAAGAAAUUGGUUUCAGCAUCAUAUGAAAGGAACUACUUCUUAUAUCAUUAAUAUUCUUAAACUUCAAAAUAGCCUGUUUCUCUUAUAUGUCUUUUUUGAAGUGUGGGCUAAAAAUUCCUUAACAUAUAUUUAAAACUAGUGUCCUAGGUGCAAUGUAAAAUACUAAAGCUGCAGGGUCUAUGAUGUGUACAUACUCUGCAAAGAAAUAGAUUCUUGGAAAAAAAACCAGCUAUGCAAGUGAAGGUCUGAAGUAAGGAAGUGAGGUAAGUGACAAUCUGACAGGAAGUAAAGGAAUUGUAAAAGUGUCUGAGAUAUAGAGGAUAAAGGAAAGGGAUCCAGAGCAUUUUAAUUUUUAAAUGAGACUUAGUAGAGGAGGUCAGAGUGGAACAAAAAACAUAACAUUGUAAGAAACAGCAUAAAAAUGUUAAAAGGAGACAAAAAUUUUUAAAAACAAUCUGGAAAAGAUCAAAUACAAAGAACAAAAGCAAACUUGAACUUUCUGUGAAUGUUUCCUGUUAUAGAAUAAAUUAAGAAAGGCAAGAUGGCAGCGGUGCUGUAGUUUGUCAAUCUCCGAACCGUUGCAUAGCAGCAACUGGAUAGCAAAGUCAAAAUGCUAAUGAACAACAUUACAACAAAUUUAGAUGGCAUCAUAUACCUAAAUCCUGAAAUAUAAGUGGGUGAAGACAAGCUACCAAAAGCCACAAGACCACAAAGUGGUACUGGCAUGUAUUUGGGAGAAGUAGAGGAUGGCAAUAGGGCAUCUAAUGGACCUGAGAACAAAACUUAUAUAGAAUGAUUGUUGAAACACAUAGCAGGCCAAGUUGCAAACAGCCAUUUGAAACUGGGAGAGGCUUUGAGCAUUCCAGUGGUGAGUGAGUGCAGGAGACCUACAGUAAUGUCUGAAGGAAUGAAGCAAUGUAGUCCAUAUGAACUUUUGAAAUGAUUUGUCAUAUUUGUCAAGGCUCCACAGAAGAGAAACUGCUGGCUGUAAAACCAAAAUUGAGAAGGAGAGUGACAAUAGACACAAAGGAAGAUAAGGUUAAAUACAGUGAAGGGAGGAAUUGUUGACCAAGAAAUCUCAGCAGAACACUGUUUUUGUUUUUGAACACUGAAAACAAAAACAAAAAACCCAACAACAACAAAACAGCUGAGGUUUGAGAAGCUCCCAUGACUCAUGCCUCAAAGUUAAAGAAAAUUAUUUUUACUUAAAAAGAAACCACAUAAAAGUUUUUAGAUCAAUCCCUUACAAAAUUGAUUUAAAAGAGUCAAGAGCAGAAUAA